Messenger RNA from Musca vetustissima, 1836 nucleotides. RefSeq lists its product as uncharacterized. The transcript has 2 exons. Gene Ontology annotation, molecular function: sequence-specific DNA binding. The coding region runs from base 1 to 1836 and encodes 611 amino acids. NCBI's taxonomy places the organism in Eukaryota, Metazoa, Arthropoda, Insecta, Diptera, Muscidae. The record is from RefSeq and is a predicted model, not a curated record.
AUGGGCGGUUGUCGUUGUUUCUUUCGUCAUUGCCGAGUAAAUAGCUAUAAACAACCGCGAAUUCAUUUCUUUCACGUUCCUCUUAAGGACGCAGAACGCAGCAAGCAAUGGAUCGCAUACGGAAAAUUAGAAUAUAUGUUGGAAUAUCCCGCUUCGAAACAGAAAAACGUCAUCGUUUGUGCCAGGCAUUUUCGGGAUGAGUGCUUUAUGAAUUAUAAAAAAGAUCGUUUGUCACAAAGAGCUGUUCCGACAAUUUCCCGUCUCUCCAAGGAUAAGGCAUUAGAUUAUGAGCUGGAUUUGGAAAAUGGUGUUCUAGUAACUCUGCCGGAAACACAAAUGAAACAUUUAAUACCACCCGAGGGAUUCGAUUGUACCUUAGGUUUGGAAAACGACGAAAGCGUUUUGGAAAAGUUGAGGGAACUUGAAAACCCCGUCGAUUGUGAUGAAAUCAAAGUCUUAAAUGGAGAUAUGUUUGCAAAAGUAACUGAGAACGAGUUUGAGAGUAAUAUAUCAACAAGUCCUGUAACCCUUAACCGUUCACUUAUUAAGAGGCCGCUGAAAGUUGUAAGAAAUGAUGAAGAAGUUGAGCCCAGUUGUAGCAAGAAGAUCAGAAUUGAUCAAGUGCCAUUACCUCAGGGAACAAUCAUUGAACUAGAAUCUCCCACAAUUAUUAACCAUCAAAUAAUUGGGGCUGAUGGUAAUGUGUGGAUUGAACAUGAAUCGUAUAAUAUUGCCGAAACCAACAAUGAUGGGGAUUUUGAAUUCAUUGAAGUUCAAUCAAGUGAUGAUGAAGCUUUCAAAAAUCCACAGGAAUUUCAAAAUAUUUCUACAAAUGACACAGCAGAUAAAAUAGUUUUAACAAAUGUCUGUGGGGAGGAAGAGGCGGAAACAAACAAUUCAUCAGCGACUGUCAAAGCCAAUGAUGAAAUAUUUAAUAAUUUGCACCUGGAGUUGAAUCUAAUCAAAAAAGAAAAUGCCACAUUAAAGGAAGAACUGGAAUUCUUUCGAAGAAGAAAAUCAUAUUGCGAUGAAAUCGAAUCCUUAAGAACUAAUUUAGAUUUUAUGGAAAAAGAGAAUGCAAAGAACAAAAAGAAAAUAGAAAAUAUUCAAAAGUUAUCUCAAGUCUCGGCGGGAAAACUAAAAGAACAAUAUGAACAACAAAUGGAAAAUGAAAGAGCUAAAUAUGUAUCAAAGGAAAAUAAGCUAUUGGAACGUAUCAAAUCAUUGCAGGAUGAUUUGGAAACGGCAAGAACUGAAUUAAUGGAAACUAAACAUAAUCUUGAAAGUGUAACAAAAGACCUGGAGAAUUCACAGACUAGAAAUAGGCAAUUGAUUGAAAAACAACUUCGAAAUGAACUUUUAGAGCAAGGGUUGAAACAAAAACACGAUGAGUUGGAUGUAAAAUAUCAACUUUUACUAAAAAGCCAUGAAGAGUUGCAAAAAUUCAAUAUCAAACUAAAAGAGGAUUGCACAAAAUUGGAAAAUCAAUUGCAAAAUCAGGUUUCAACUAUUACCACUACAGAUUCACAGCCGCCCGCAGUGGCUAAACCACCAACUACUCCAUCUGCCAGCACAUUAACCAAGGCUCAACUGUUCAACGGUAUUAAACGUUAUAUCAGCUCUUCAAUGAUGGCCUUGUUACGUAUGGAAAUGUUUGGAAAUUCCGAUAGAGAAUGGAAAACAGAUGAACGACAAGUGGCCGUGGAUAUCUUACGUUUGGGUGAAAAUGUCUAUAAGUACUUUACAGAUGAAUGGCGUUUUCGUUUACCCGGUUUGCGAGAUGCGAAAACUUGGCUUAGUCAGUCUGUACAAUUGGAUGACGAGGAAGAUCUAUGA